This is a messenger RNA of Labrus bergylta (ballan wrasse), 3543 nucleotides long. It is a transcript of the gene gfra4a, whose product is annotated as GDNF family receptor alpha 4a. Gene Ontology annotation, biological process: nervous system development. Lineage: Eukaryota; Metazoa; Chordata; Actinopteri; Labriformes; Labridae. Gene Ontology annotation, cellular component: signaling receptor complex; external side of plasma membrane. The record is from RefSeq and is a predicted model, not a curated record. Gene Ontology annotation, molecular function: signaling receptor activity.
CCGACCCGCCCGGGAGCAGAGAGGAUCACAGGGGCUGAGUGACUCUCAGGGUCGGAGUGCGCAAAGCAACGCGCCCCUGUGAUUCAUCCGCAGUUUCCAGACGGUGCGCAGGUGGAGGAAGAAGAGGAGAGGAAGCGAGCCGCUCAGAGGACGGACUGGGGGAUAUUUGAACACGCUUAAAAUUGUAUUCCACUUAAAAGGAACGAACUGCUUUUCUUCCCUUUUUCGGUCUUGUGCUGGCUUGAUUUGGCGCAGCUGUUUUCCAUUUUAUUCCCCAUUCAUGGCAAAAGUUUGACUGAUAAAAUAUGAUGCUCUGCUCUGCUCCUGUUUUUUCAUGCAAUGCUGUGGACUCCGGCGUCAGCGUGAGCGGCCACUCAUCACUUGAGAAAUAGCUGCGAUUCUUUUGGGUCUUAAUUCUCGGUGCCAAUUUCAACAAACAAGAGGGGUUUUUGAUUCUCGCUCAUCAUCAUCAUCACUCGCCCGGAUUGCAUCCAUUUGAAUUAAUCUCGCUCGCCAUAAUGGACUUCCUCGGACUGUACUUCUUGCAGCUGGCUCUGAUUGGAGUUCCACAUGUGGCUCUCUCUGCGGGAGGGAGAGACUGCCUGCGAGCCGGAGACACCUGCUCCAGCGACGACACCUGCAGCCCGCGACUGCGCACCCUCAGGCAGUGUGUGGCAGGAGACGGCAGCGUGAAGCUGGGGCCUGGGGCGCGAAACCAGUGCGAGAACGCCAUGACGGCGCUACUGUCCACCCCUCUGCACGGCUGCCAGUGUAAACGAGGCAUGAAAAAGGAAAAGAACUGCCUGAGUAUCUACUGGAGCCUGCAUCAGUCGGUGCUGCACGGACUCAGCCUGGUGGAGAGCUAUCCCUACGAACCAGAAGAGAGGGGCUCUGACUACGUUCGUCUGGCCUCCAUCGCUGCGGAAUCAGAGGUGACGACGGUGAACCGCUGCCUGGACGCCGCCAAGGCGUGCAACAUCGACGAGACGUGUCAGAAGCUGCGCACGGAGUACGUCUCGUCCUGUAUCCAGCCCUCGGUCCGCUCGGGGCCGUGCAACCGGCCGAAGUGUAACAAGGCGCUGAGGAAGUUCUUCGACCGGGUGCCACCAGACUACACCCACGAGCUGCUGUUCUGCCCCUGCACCGACACGGCCUGCUCAGAGCGCCGCCGGCAGACCAUCGUGCCCUCCUGCUCCUACGAGGACAAGGAGAAGCCCAACUGUCUGGCUCAGCUGCGGAUCUGCAAAGCCGACUACGUGUGCAGGUCUCGCUGGGCGCAGUUCCAGUAUGAUUGCCAGCCGUCGGAGGACAGCGCCAGCGGCUGCAAGCAGGAGAACUACGGGGCAUGUCUACUGGCAUACACCGGCCUCAUAGGAAGCACGAUAACCCCCAACUACCUGGACAACUCCACAUCCAACGUGGGACCAUGGUGCUCAUGUGCAGCGAGCGGCAACCACAGGGAGCAGUGCAACGACUUCCUCCUGUUUUUCCACGACAAUAUCUGCCUGAAAAACGCCAUCCAGGCCUUCGGGAACGGGUCCGACGUGAAAACCGGUCAGCCCGGGAUGCCCAGUCCAGCCACAGACAACCAGGGCCCGUACCCAGCGACUACCGCCCCAGGCGUCGCCAUGGAAACAGAGCAGAACAUCCUGAGAGCACAGAUACCUACCCAGGUAAACGAGAACGACAGAUUGUGGGACGACGAGGAAGACUCCACCCUCCCCUCUCCGGGCCUGUCAGACCGCGGAGCCGAGCCCGUCCGCCUGUCCCUGCUGCUGAUGCCGGGCUUUGUUUGCCUGUUUGUGCUGAUUCUCUCCAACCAAUAGGAGGCCUCGCUCAACCUGGCCUCCAUGGACAAAACUCCAGACCUGGGGGAGGAGGGUGGGUUAGAGGGAGAGAGAGAAAGAUAGCCAUUUCUACGUGUCAAAAAGGGGGGGAAAGGGGCAACUCUGUCCCGCCCCGCUCCCCUCACACAACAAUCACACUUUUUCUCUUUUUGUGAAUCAUGACUCUGAGCAGAUGUGUUGUGCAGCUCACGCCCUUCAGAUGAUGUCCAGAGAGGGUGCAGCUUCUGCACCGCAGGGUUGGGAAUGAAAAACAGGAAAACACACACCUCAUUUUUUUUGCUUCACGUCUGCCCAAACACAAACUGUUACACAUGACACACACACACACACGCCGACUUUACUCAUCUGAAAAUAUCGUCCAAGCUACUUCAAGAAGGACCUGAGUGAAGGUGUAUAGUGAAGAGACACUGGGGUGGCGGCGGGUGAAGGAAAACUAUAUAAAAAUAUAUAAAACUAAACAAAAAAAAAAAACGUUUUUUUUUGUCCCUCAACAUUCCUUGAUGUAAAAGAAAAAUAUUAAAUGUCAAGACUUUUCUCUCAGAUGAACUGUGAUGAAGUGUUUCACAAGAUCUAAGAUGGAUUUGUGUGUGUUUGUCCCACAUGCAGCGCUCUGCUCAUUAUUACGACGCCACAUUUUUAUUUCCCAGAGAGUUAGAUACAAGCACACGUUAUAAUUGAGUCGUCUUUGAAGUGGUCAGAUGAAGAGUUCAUUCCCAAAUAAAGAUUAUAAGUAGGGAGAAAACAUCGGCUGUUUAUCGACUUCUGACGUCCAAAAGUCUGUCAAAUAUUUUACUCAGUUAAACGAGGACCUAAAUUGCUUUUUAGCCUUCACUAUGUUUGAAUUUGUUGAUAAGCCAUCAGCCUCUUCAUGAACUCAUUCAGCUUUAAGUCUGAGCGCCUCACAAACAUUUCCAUUUGUUCCUCUUCAGAAAUGUAUAAAAAAAAAAAGAAUACUGUGGUUUUUGGUGAAGCAACAAGAGAUGGAAACAAGUUUAUAUUUUUAAAUGUACGUGGACUUUGCCGCAGAGAAAACAGAUAUUUAUCAACAUGUGUGUGACCGAUCGUGCUUUGCCGUCGCGGGCGAGGACUGAUGGAGAACAGACGCUGCGGGUUCUGAUGCGUGAACGGAUGCAUCCGUCCUUCCAGAGAGUUUUGUGAGAUGGAGGUGGUGCCCCGUUCUGGCGCCACUACCUGCUGGGACUCUUCACUUGGGGUUUAAGAAUCAGCACAGCUCUGCAGAAAGUGUUUAGAUUGAAAGAGUCAAUGUUGGUUUAAGGCACACGCUCUUAUAAUGGAACGUGUCAUCGUCAAUGCUGCCAUUGCCAUCAGUUAUACGAAGAGACGCCCAUUUGUUUCACUUUUGCAUUACUUAAUGAUACAACAUCUGCUUAAUGUCUCAACCCCCCCCCGGGAUGAAAAUAACACACUCUGAUUCAAGUUGGACCUCAAAGAGCUCAUGGAAUAUGUCUCAUAAUAUCGUCACAGCAGCACAAGAGAUGUUGGAUUCUGUCUGUUCACGUUCUGCAGGAAGGAAAAGAAACCGCUCAACCGGGGUUGUAAGGACUGUGUUAAAGGGACAGUACACUCAAAUCACAGUCAUGCAAGAUAUGUUUGGUUUCAUUUGCCCAGGUUUUAAGAUAUCAUUCUCUGCUGCCAUCCAAAUACAAUAAAGAUUAUUGAAGUUUUACUUUGAAAA